Molecule: messenger RNA, 821 nt
Organism: Megachile rotundata (alfalfa leafcutting bee)
Lineage: Eukaryota; Metazoa; Arthropoda; Insecta; Hymenoptera; Megachilidae
Gene: RpS5a
Product: ribosomal protein S5a
Biological process (GO): translation
Cellular component (GO): small ribosomal subunit
Molecular function (GO): structural constituent of ribosome; RNA binding
Source: RefSeq, a predicted model, not a curated record
UUGAAAUUGACUAGAGUACGCGAAAUCCGGCAAUCACGGUUCGAAGCGCCAUCACUGUCAUGGCCUUUUCCUGUUCACGCUUACUCCAAGGAGGACGUGAACAUAAAUAAAACCAUGGGUGACAUAGAAACGUUCGACGAUAUAGUGGUACCCACUGCCACUACCUUACCAGUCACGCUUUCGGCGGAAUUACCAGAAAUUAAAUUGUUCGGCCGUUGGAACUGCGACGAUGUGCAGGUCAACGAUAUGUCCCUACAAGAUUACAUAGCUGUCAAAGAAAAAAAUGCAAAGUAUCUACCACACUCCGCCGGACGUUAUGCUGCAAAACGAUUUCGUAAAGCCCAGUGUCCCAUCGUGGAACGUCUUACGAAUUCGUUAAUGAUGCACGGAAGAAAUAAUGGGAAGAAAUUAAUGGCAGUUAGGAUCGUGAAACAUGCCUUUGAAAUAAUUCACCUUCUCACGGGAGAUAACCCUCUACAGGUGCUCGUGACGGCCAUCAUCAACUCAGGACCAAGAGAAGAUUCUACUCGUAUCGGUCGCGCUGGUACUGUCAGAAGACAAGCAGUAGACGUUUCUCCGUUACGACGCGUAAAUCAAGCAAUCUGGUUAUUAUGCACCGGUGCUAGGGAAGCCGCAUUCCGUAACAUUAAGACGAUUGCCGAAUGCUUGGCCGACGAACUCAUCAACGCUGCCAAAGGUUCGUCGAAUUCGUAUGCGAUCAAAAAGAAGGACGAACUCGAACGCGUCGCUAAAUCUAACCGAUAAACAUGUUCAUUUGACCACAGACGAAUAAAUACUUUAUCUUUAAGAUGGUCUUCUUA